UAGUGGAGCGGCCCGACACGUCUUCCGGCCGACACGGAUCGCGCGGCGCUACCUCGUCGCAUCAAUCCCUCGAGCGCCGCCGCCGCCGGGAGCCAUGGCGCGGUCCCCCGCCUCCUCCUCGUCCUACACCGACAGCACGGACUCCUCCUCCUCCGGAUCGGCCUCCUCCUCGGGGAGCGAACGGCGCCGCCGCCACCGACGCCACCGCAAGGAAUCCUCCUCGUCCUCGUCCGCGCUGAAGGCGCGCAAGGACCGGAGGUCCCGCCACAAGCGGCGCCGGAAGGAGCGGCGGCGGUCCCCGUCCGACGGCGACAGCUACAGUAGCACAAGCUCUUAUGACAGUGACCGUGAGGCAUCUGGCAGAUCAAGUAAGCAUAAGAAGAGGAGCAGAUCAAGAAAGUCUAGGGAGAGGGUGCGAAGCAAGGAUAGACAUCAUAAACGAGACAAGAGUAAACAUAAAGAGAAGGAAGAGACUGCGCGUGCUGAUGGUCCUGUCCAGCUCUCCAAGUUCCUUGGGCGCGAAAAGGAAAAGGAGGAAGGUGUUCAAAGGAGUGCAAUCUCUGGUAAAAAGAUAAUGAUGAAGCUUGAGAAAUCAAAGGAAGAUAAGGCGGCAGAGAGUAAGCGCAAUGAGCUAUUGAAGUUUCUGAAUGCCAGCUAUGAUUAACUGUUUGUUCGAAGUGGUGACACAGUAUUAUUACCUCUGGAUUGUCUUGAUACUACAGCAUAGUCAUGAGUGCUUUUGAUGGUCUUCAUAAGCUUUUUGUUGGGUUUGUUCCUAGUUUAUCACAUGACCAUUUUUUUGUGGUAUUUAACUAGUGACCGGAAAAGGUCUACACUUAGCAUUACAAGUCUUGUAUUUUCUGUAACUUCUUUGUGGUUUUUCUUUGUCAAAACUGUUUCACUGGGCAUUCACCGCUCUUGUUGCAAUUUAUGCGAACUUGUUUGCUCGUUGUA
Phragmites australis (common reed) is the source of this 954-nucleotide messenger RNA. RefSeq lists its product as uncharacterized. Lineage: Eukaryota; Viridiplantae; Streptophyta; Magnoliopsida; Poales; Poaceae. The transcript is spliced from 6 exons. Bases 95 to 664 code for a protein of 189 amino acids. The record is from RefSeq and is a predicted model, not a curated record.